This is a messenger RNA of Perca fluviatilis (European perch), 4149 nucleotides long. Its product is annotated as adhesion G protein-coupled receptor E5. The transcript is spliced from 17 exons. Gene Ontology annotation, cellular component: membrane. The record is from RefSeq and is a predicted model, not a curated record. Gene Ontology annotation, biological process: cell surface receptor signaling pathway; adenylate cyclase-activating G protein-coupled receptor signaling pathway. Bases 381 to 2513 code for a protein of 710 amino acids. NCBI's taxonomy places the organism in Eukaryota, Metazoa, Chordata, Actinopteri, Perciformes, Percidae. Gene Ontology annotation, molecular function: G protein-coupled receptor activity; calcium ion binding.
AGCGAGGCGUGCUCAGACUGAGAGUGAAUCUCAGAGAGGAAGAAAGCUGGUGAAGGUUCACUGUUAUUUUCCCGGCCAUACAAUUAUCCUCUACAGUAAGGAUUUAUCUUUUUUUUUUUUAUUCUCAUAGGCCUACUGGAUUUUAUGGACUGUGGGAAGUCAGAAAAAAACAAAUCUUUCUUGAACUUUGUGACAGGAUCCAAACGCUUAUUACAAGACAUCAACCAGAUUUACAACUAAUUCAAAGUCAUCAGCUGUGUGGGGAUAUUGGUUUGCCUUUGACAUGGGGUCUGGUGGGAAGGUGCUACUUCUUCUUGGCUUAUUGGGUGUGCUGGGGAAAUGUUUCUCUGUGGAGUGUCGCAACGGCUUCAACACAAUUGAUGAUGUCUGUGUUGUAUCCAAAUCCAGAUGCAAAUGAGUGCGAAGAAAACCCACAACAAUGUGGGAAUCACACAAUGUGCUUCAACACAAAUGGCAGCUUCUACUGUCAGUGCAAGUCAGGGUUCAUUCAUUCAUCAGGAAACAUUAAAGAGAAUCUUAACUUUACGGAGGGACAGUGCAACGAUAUCAACGAGUGCCUCGAUGAAGUUGGUAUCUGCGGUCAUGCUGUAAAUUGUUCUAAUCUGAUUGGGAGCUACUGGUGCACGUGCCACUUUGGGUACACCAACAACAGUGGAAACUGCAAAGACAUAGAUGAAUGCCUCGAAGCUGAAAGGAAAAAAGAAGAUCUCUGCGGAGUGAAAGGGACUUGUAAAAACAGUGAUGGGAGUUACCGGUGCAAGUGUUCAGAAGGAUACACCAAUUAUGGCAACGAAAGGACCCCAUGCUCAGCGCUCGACUGUGACAGCUUCAGUGGAGACGGCGGGCCUGCACCGUUGCUCGGAGGACUGGCAGACAUUUUGUCCAUGAUGAGAAACAGCUGUUUGGCUCUGUCUAACCCAAGUGCCGCUGGUGAAGGGAACCCAGAUGGAGAUGCGCUACUGGAGAAUCUUUUCACAGCGACCGAGGCCAUCCUGUCCCCCGGGCACCUGCACAGCAGUGAAGAUGUGAGCGGAUUGCUCAGUACGGUGGAGAACGCUAUUAUGCUCAUUGGCCCACAGCUCAAAGACAACCGCACAAAAAUAGAAACCUCUGAGACAGAUGCAGUUAUUGCAGUGCAGAGGGGAAAGACUCCACCCACUGGACCAAUCCAUCUGACCACCGAGAAUGCUAUACUUGACACUGACUGGACAACCGCAGCUGGGACGGGAUCUUACCCUGGUUUUGCUCUGGCUGCGUUGUUGAGCUACAAGAACCUUGAGAUAUCUGUUAACCGGUCCUUUGACGAGCUCACAGGACAUGAAAAAGAUGGUGUGAAUCCCUCCUUUCAGCUCUCCUCUAGAGUUGUGUCUGUUGUGGUCUCCAACCCAUCCACUCAGAACCUGAGCCGCUCCGUCAACAUCACCCUCAGACAUUUACAGGACGUAGAGGAGUCGGCUAACUUGAAUUACAUCUGCACAUACUGGACUGAGAGAGGGUCCUGGUCCACAGAUGGUUGUUAUCAACAGCACUCCAAUGCCACACACACUGUGUGUACAUGUGAACAUCUGAGCAGCUUUGCUGUACUUAUGGCACUCUACCCCAUGGAGCACACAUUUGGGCUCCAGCUGGUGACCAAGAUCGGGCUGAUCAUCUCCCUGCUGUGCCUCAUAUUGUGCAUCCUGACAUUCAAAUUCUGCCGCUCCAUACAAGGAACCCGCACCACCAUCCACCUGCACCUCUGUAUCUGCCUCUUCGUAGCUGACCUCGUCUUUCUGGCUGGCAUUUCACAAACCAAACCCGUGGCCGGCUGCAGGUUCGUUGCAGCGAUGCUUCAUUUCUUCUUCUUGGGAGUGUUCACCUGGAUGCUGUUAGAAGGGGUGCAGCUGUACCGCAUGGUGGUCCUGGUGUUCAACGCCACCAUUCGGCCCCUCUACUUGUUCAUCAUUGGUUAUGGGACACCCCUUGUUAUCGUCAUCAUAUCCGCCAUCAUUAGACCAAACGAAUAUGGCACUGACCAGCACUGCUGGCUGUCCCUGAAAGACGGCCUCAUCUGGAGUUUCUUCGGCCCCGUGUGCUUCAUCAUCAUCCUCAACGUCUUCUUUUUCAUCGUCACCGUCUGGAAGCUCGCCCAGAAGUUCACCAGCCUCAACCCAGACCUCUCCAAUCUGCACAAAAUUAAAGCUUUCACAGUGACAGCUAUUGCGCAGAUGUGGGUACUUGGUCUGAUGUGGGUGUUUGGGGCCUUCCUGUUUCACGAGGGCACUACAGCAGUAGCAUACAUCUUCACUAUCCUCAACAGCAUGCAGGGAGCGCUGGUCUUCAUCAUGCACUGCCUACUGUCUAAACAGGUGAGAGAGGAGUAUGCCCAUUUUGUCUCCUGUAUCUGCACACCACAGAAGAAGAGAUACUCGGACUUCAGCAGUACCAAUCCAUCCAGUAGUCAGUCACAAGGUUCUCGCAGUGGGCAGCAUACCGGAGAAUCCAAAAUAUGAGGAACUUUAUUUUUUAUUGUACCCCAGAGACAGACUACCACACCUUUAACCUAUCUGGGCUAAGUUGGCCCUGACCCUGCCGGUUUGGAUGACUUCAAACAAAAAUGUUAAUCAUUAUUUACAAUUAUGUUAAUUUAAACUUUACUUUAGUUUUGUUGUACCACUGCACCAAUUGUUUAAUGUUAACUAAUUAAACAAUUCAUUAAAUCAGAUAAGUCUGAGGGGUCGUCUGAUUAGCCCCAGUAGUUACAUCUCAGAACUUUCAGACCCUAAUGAAGUUGAUGUGACCAAAUAUUUUUUACAACUCAAAAACCUAAAUCCACUAAUAUAUGAGUAGCAUCAUCUUCCAAUCGAUUGCUAAAGUAAUGCUUCACGUGUCAUUAUUGUCAGAGUAAGCAAGAAGUAGCCGACUUCUGUGUUUUUUUCAGGAACUCUUUAAGUGAAAGUGACGAUAUUUCAGUAUCUUAUCGAUUUAUCCAAAACAUAUCAAAAUCAUAAUAUGAGCUGUAUUGUCUUUGGAGGGAUCAAAAGUGAUACAUACAGUACAUACUGUACACUGACAUAGACUAUUUAUUUUCAAGUGCAGACUAUUAAGUCUACAUUAUGUAGGCUACAAGAAAAUAUGAGUGAUGCUCUUUGUGUUUAAAGCAUGAGCAAUAAGUUUGCGCUGUAUUUUAUAUAGAUGUACUGUGUGAAAAAAGGGUGGGUAUGAUUUUUGUUCAUGGGAUGUUCACAUAAAUUAUUCCAUGUUUCCAUGUUGUGUAUUUACCGGUAUGUCGUAAUGGCAAAGAAACAACUAACGGAUGAUGCAAAUGACCCCUGAAGUGCCUCUGAUGUUUCCUGCAUGUUCCUGCUUAUCCCAAGUGGGCUCCUGCAAGGAUUUCAUGUUUUUAUUUUUUUAUUUUAAACAAAAUAAGUGAUUUUUUUUAAUCACUUGUGGCUAUUUUUAAAUAUUUUUUAAUUUGCAAUUGAGCUUAGUCCUUUUGUCACUGGUGUAUGUAAAAAUAUGUAUUUUUUUCUUUUUAAUUAGGAAACACACAAAAAAAGAAAAAUCCAACCCAUAAUAGUUGCUUGGGAAAUUCACAAAAACAGACCCACCCUUCUGAUAAGCUUCCUGCAAUCAUACUGUGUUUAUGGAAUACAAUUCCAUUAUAUUGUCAUGUUUUCUUAUAAUAGCUGUUAGCAUAUGUCUACACACAUUGUUAGUGACUGUAAGGUAUCACAUCCCUGAAAUGAGAAUGUUAACCAUUUUGAUGAGGUCUAAUGGGAGUUGUACAGACCUGAGUAUGUUAUUGCACUUUUCUGUUGUAAAAAUGAUAAGCAGCAUAUCUUCUCUCACAUGGUGCAUGUGAUAAUCAAGAAGACUUGAGAACCAGCCUCACUUACAGAACCUGAAUAGGUUACUUGUUGUAAUAAAGCUAUAUUUUAUAUUUUAUAGAAAUUGAUCAGAGACAUUAAUCUGCAGAAAAAGAGAGAUCGAGAGAGUACUUUUGGAAUCCAAAUCUAUCUUUUUUAUGCACUUGGUUUUGUCCUGUACUGUUUGUUUAUAUUUAAGUUGCUUCACCCUCUCUCAUCUAUGAGACUGAUUGUAAGACCACUCGUGUUGGUUUUAACAACUAAACUGUUUUAUGUCUUA